AUGGUUUCGUUUCCAGUGAAACCACUCCUCGUCGUCGUCGUGUUGACUAUUUCUCUCCUCCUCGCCGUGAUUCUGCUAUCUCCGUCGCCUCAGUUCGUGCACACUCCACUCUCCUCUUCGGGUUCUUUGCUUGAUUUGGAUAUAUGGAGUGUCAAGAGGGUAGUGGAAUGGCGUCCUUGCAAAUGGUGGUUACAAGGACAUCUCACUCCUCUACCUUCGAAAAGCAAUGGGUACAUCCGCAUUGAUUGCUAUGGGGGCCUCAAUCAGAUGAGACGCGAUUUCUGUGAUGGUGUUGGAAUCGCUCGUUUAUUAAAUGCCACACUUGUUCUGCCAAAGUUUGAGGUAGCUGCAUAUUGGAAUGAGUCGAGUGGAUUUGCAGAUGUGUUUGAUGUAGACUACUUCAUUCAAAAGAUGAGUGGCUAUAUCAAAGUUGUCAAGGAUCUGCCAACGGAUAUAGCAUCGAAACAGCCAUUCAGAGUAGACUGUAGCAAAAGAAAAGGUCAAUUUGAUUACAGAGAAAGCAUUCUCCCACUAUUAUUGGAACAUCGUUACAUUUCUCUUACACCCGCAAUGAGCCAGCGCAGGGACAGGUAUCCCCAAUACGCUAAAGCCACGCUGUGUCAAGCUUGUUAUUCUGCUCUACGCCUCACUAGCUCAUUGGAGAAGAAGGCCAUCGAACUCUUAGAUGCCAUACCCAAACCUUUUUUGUCACUUCACCUCAGAUUUGAACCUGACAUGGUAGCAUACAGUCGAUGUGAAUACCGAAACCUAUCUCCUUCCUCAAUUGCUGCCAUUGAAGCUGCUCGAGUAGACAGAAAGCCUUGGACAGGAGAGCUUGCUCAGAGUUGGAGAAAGCGAGGCAAAUGCCCUUUGACUCCUAACGAAACAGCUUUGAUGCUUCAAUCACUGAGAAUCCCAACUAGCACAAACAUAUACUUAGCAGCAGGAGAUGGUCUGAUGGAGAUGGAAGGUUUCACAUCGGUCUAUACAAAUGUUUUCACAAAAUCUGCUCUGCUAAACCACGAAGAUUUCACAGGAAUGCAUGGAAACACAAAAGCUGCAUUGGAUUUUUAUGUUUCCAUCAACAGCGACGCGUAUGUGGCUACUUAUUUUGGAAACAUGGAUAAAAUGGUUGCAGCGAUGCGAGCUUAUAAAGGAAUGCAUAAAACUCUGUUCUUGAGCAGAAAAGCAUUUGCAGAGCUCACUUCUAAGGAACUUGAAGAGGAAGAGCUGAAGAAAGCUCUUUGGGAGGUUCAUAAGAAUGAUUUUGAAAUUGGUAGAGGAUCUGCAUUACCUGACUGUUUCUGUGAAUUUAAGCUGUAG
Messenger RNA from Arabis nemorensis, 1323 nucleotides. Lineage: Eukaryota; Viridiplantae; Streptophyta; Magnoliopsida; Brassicales; Brassicaceae. The record is from the annotation of a GenBank genome assembly.